Messenger RNA from Poeciliopsis prolifica (blackstripe livebearer), 5337 nucleotides. RefSeq names its product extended synaptotagmin-like protein 2a (gene esyt2a). NCBI's taxonomy places the organism in Eukaryota, Metazoa, Chordata, Actinopteri, Cyprinodontiformes, Poeciliidae. Gene Ontology annotation, molecular function: lipid binding. Gene Ontology annotation, biological process: lipid transport. The transcript is spliced from 25 exons. Bases 240 to 3044 code for a protein of 934 amino acids. The record is from RefSeq and is a predicted model, not a curated record.
AGGGUCUGUUGCAGCUGGGUCUGUUUGAAGCUCCCUCCUGGUCGGUGACCUGUUUUCUCGCGAUGACAGCUUCCUGCGGAUUUGCUGAGACGGACGGCUCUCCUUAACAGACUGGAGGAUGAACAGAGGAGGCGAGAGGGCUGUCGGAGUUUAACAUGCAGAGGAAGCAGCUGCUCGAUUGAAUUUUCUCUGUUUUUGUUUCGGCUAGAACGAGUGCUGCUAGAGGAUAUAGUAAGGAAAUGAGCAACAGGAUGGAGGGUACAGCAGGACCAGGCACCAGGGCGAAUGGGCCGGUCCCGGCGCCCAACGGGAACCAGGUACCGCCGCCGCCGAGUCCGACUCUGGCCAAGGAGGAGCUGGAAGAAGAGCAACCGUCUUCACUGACCGACGUCUCUCAAAUGUGGAUUAAAUUUGCCAAAACAUUUGCUGUCAUAUUCCCCAUCUACGUGCUGGGAUACUUUGAGUUCAGCUUCAGCUGGGUUCUGAUUGGACUCGCCAUCCUUUUUUACUGGAGGAAGAACCAUGGCAGCAAGGACUACAGGAUAAACCGGGCUUUGGCAUUCCUGGAUCACAAGGAUACGGCCGCGAGGCAGAGUCUGCCAGCAACGGAGCUGCCACCCUGGGUUCACUAUCCAGAUGUGGAGCGAGUGGAGUGGCUCAAUAAGACGGUGAAGCAGAUGUGGCCGUUCAUCUGCCAGUUUGUGGACAAACUGUUCAGGGAGACCAUCGAGCCGGCUGUGAAGGGGGCCAACCCCCAUCUCAGCUCCUUCUGCUUCACCAAGAUCGACAUGGGAGACAAGCCGCUCAGAGUGAAUGGGGUGAAGGUUUACACAGAAAAUGUGGACAAAAGGCAGGUCAUCAUGGACCUGCAGAUCAGUUUUGUUGGUAACACAGAAAUUGACAUCGACAUCAAGAAGUUCUACUGCAGGGCUGGAAUCAAAAGCAUACAGCUUCAUGGCAUGCUGAGGGUGGUGAUGGAGCCUCUGCUGGGGGACAUGCCUCUGAUCGGAGCCCUGUCUGUCUUUUUCCUCAAAAAACCUAUGUUGGACAUUAACUGGACGGGUCUCACGAACAUGUUGGAUAUUCCAGGUGUGAAUGGUUUGUGCGACGGCCUCAUCCAGGACAUCAUCUACAGCUACUUGGUGCUGCCGAACCGUCUCAACAUCCCUCUGGUGGGAGCGGCUGAGCUGGCCAGAAUCCGCUUCCCCAUUCCAGAGGCCUUGGUAAGAAUCCACUUUAUUAAAGCCCAGGACCUACUGGGCAAGGACAAGUUCCUGGGAGGACUAAUCAAGGGCAAGUCCGACCCAUAUGGAGUCAUCCGGCUCGGCACACAGGAAGUCAAGAGCAAAGUCAUCAAAGAGACCGUCAAUCCCAUCUGGAACGAGGUCCAUGAGUUCUUGAUGUACGAUAACACGGCAAAAGCGAUGGAAAUUGAACUGUUUGAUGAAGACCCAGACGAAGAUGACAAACUGGGAACUGUGAUGAUCGACAUGGCAGAACUCAAGAAGGAACAAAUUGUGGAGGAGUGGUUUGAUCUGGAAGAUGUUCCCAAAGGAAAGCUGCACCUGAAGAUGGAGUGGUUGUGUCUGCUGCCCUCACCUGAGAAACUGGACCAGGCGCUGAUGCAGAUCAAGGCGACCGGCUCCAGCGCCAUCGAUGGGCUGUCGUCUGCGGUGCUCGUAGUCUUCCUGGAUUCAGCCAGAAACCUGCCGAGCGUCUUCGAGGGGAACUUGGGUUCAGGCUACUUAAAAGAGAGGCGCUCGGCGGGCCUCGUGUUUUGUGAAAACACGUCUUCUCUCUAUAGGACCUUGUUUCGCAAUCCGUUAGAGUUCAACCAGACGGGGCUGAGGAAGGCCUCGAUCAGUAAGGCCAUCAAGUCUGGUAAAAAGGUGACCAGUGAUCCCAGUCCAAUGGUCCAGUUCAGAGUGGGACGCCAGUCCUUUAACAGCAAGACCAAAUAUAAAACCAAUGAACCAGUGUGGGAGGAAAACUUCGUAUUCCUCAUCCACAACCCAAAAAAGCAAGAGCUGCAGGUGGAGGUGAAGGAUGCAAAGCAUGAGUGUUCGUUGGGGGUGCUGGCUCUGCCCCUGACCCGUCUCCUAGAGGCAGAGGACAUGACUCUGAGCCAACGCUUCCCCCUCAAAAACUCCGGACCCAGCUGCACCCUCAAGAUGAAGAUAGCUCUGCGGGUGUUGUCUCUUGAAAAGAUAUCAACCUCACCUUCAAACUCCACCCCGUCAUCCGUCCAGGUCCGCAAGUCCAGCUCUGCUACCCCCACCCCACAACCCUCCCUUUCCUCAGAGGCCAGCAUGCCUCCGCCCUCCAUCUCAGACGUGCCCCGCUCCUCCACCGCCUCCGUCCAGGACCUGUCCAACAGGCGGAAGGAGUUGGAUCCCCCAGUGAAAUCCCUGGGGAGCGUGGACUUGGAACAGGCUGGUGUUGGAGGAAGAACUGGAGGUCAGAGCCUCGCAGAAACUGGGAAGAGCACUUCCUACCUGGCUAUCGCUGGUUCCCAGCAGUUCCUGAACGGGGGCAAGGAGCCAACGCCCAGCAUCGCUUCGGAUAUUUCCAACCCCUACGCUGCUCAGGAGCUGCAUCAGAGACUCCAGCAGCUGCCCAAUGGUUCAGAGUCCAGUCACAGCCCUCUGGGCAGCAUCCAGCUGACCAUCCGGUACAGCACGCAGAGGAACAGGCUCAUCGUGGUCGUUCACUCCUGCAGAAACCUGAUCGCUUUCACGGAUCACGGCUCAAACCCGUACGCUCGUCUCUACCUGCUUCCUGACAAAAGGAGGUCGGGACGGAGGAAAACUCACACACACAAGAAAACACAGAAUCCGAAAUUUGACGAAACGUUUGAGUUCUCCGUUACCUGGAUCGAGCUCAGUAGUCGCAAUCUGGAUGUUGCAGUGAAAAACAGUGGAGGUUUGCUCUCCAAACAUAAAGGUCUUCUUGGAAAGGUCUUGGUGGAUUUAAAUCAUGACGAUAUAACCAAAGGUUGGACACAAUGGUAUGACCUGACUGUCAACGGCCAAAUUCAACCAUAAGAAGUCUUCAUCAUCACCACACUUCCACUUAUGUCCACAGUACAUUUUUUUAUUACCCUCACGCCUUCCUUUUGAAUGUGUAAAGACUAAGAGAAAAGCAGUUUUAGACACUCAUUAAUCGCAUCAGUCGCAAGGCAAGGCUUCCCUUUAAAAAGUGAGUAAAGAACUACAGGAAUGUUAAAAGAGUAUACACAAGUUAAUGUGCCAAGAUGGAAGUUUUAUCCCAUAUUUAUAAAAGCUAGAACGGUUUAUUUUCUGUUGCCACAUACACUAUAUAUGUAUGUUUGUAUAUAUUGUAAAAUGAUGUCAGACAAACUAAAAGACGGUUUAUAUUCUGCACAUGUUAGAGAGGCUGGUGUGUUAAUGGCCAAAGGAUUGUUUGUAAUUUAAUCUGAUUUUCUUCUAUUUUUUUAUUUUCAUCCAGACAUUCUUGAUGGUUGUUGAAGGGAAGUGUGUGUGUGUGUGUGUGUGUGUGUGUGUGUGUGUGAGGGGGCAGUUGAACCAAAGAGAUGAGAAGUAUUUUAUUGCUCUAGUUCAGAUGACACAACUACACGCUGGCUUUUUAGCACUGUUAUAAAAAAAAUUAACAAGCACCGGUGAAAGAACCAAAGAAGAAGAAAUUCACUCACUGAGUUGUUAAUGGGGUUUGUUUGCUGUGCAGAAACUCUUGUUAAAAUUAAAAAAGACCAUUACCAAGUGUUACCUUUCUGUAAUUGAAUGUGACUCUUUGCACAUGAAUAUUUUAAAACCUGAUAACAAUCAUUAGUAUUGAGUGUCAACAUUACAUCUUGAGAAGUGGAUGGAAAAGCCAUAAAAUCGUUACACUUCAGAGAUGAUUGUUUUUACAGGGAAAUCUUUCCAUUGAGAUCAAGCCUGUUAAAAUUGGACGUUGCAGCAAAAAGACAGUCAGUCCAUCCUGACUGUUUCAAACAGGGAAAUCUAGGAAAAGUAUCUAAUUUUGAAAUGAAAAAUUUGAAGGAAUCCUGUGAUUUAAUGGAAAUUAAAAAAUGGUUUGUUGAUUUUAAUUAAGAACUGGUCCAGAUUAAAAUUGAGUUUUUUCAAAUUUCAUUUUGAAAAAGUUAUAUAUUAACACAGCAUCACUUUGUUUUGAUCUACAUGAAAACACCUGGCUCAUUCAAAACACCGUAAUAACCACUGCAUGCCACGCCUGCAGGUGGCGCUGUAACGCUGUGAAUGUUAAUGCACCAAAAACCACCACUCAUAAAGAUGCACCUGGGAUUAAAGGGUUAAUUUAGGCUUAUGGCCGCUCCCGUUUCAUGUUUUUGCAUUUAAACACAGGUGAAAAAACUCAACUCAUAAUUCUCCAUUUUAUUUAUUUUAUUGCCGUGUUGCUUUUUUCAUCCGUCUGACCUGCAGUGCGCAGCAGCAUGUUGCCCAUGAGGUUCAUGCUGCUCUGACCUCCGAUUCUGUUCCACUCCUGCUUUCAGAGCAAAACCAGUUAAUUUGGACUGAAAACAUGAUGGAGACUUUUUGGAAGAUUUACUUGACGUUUUCAUUCCUGACUAAAUCUACACAUAGUGGCUUUAAAAACAUAAAAUGUCUAAAUUUGGAACCAUUUUAACAUUUAUAACACUCACAGCAGGCCUGGUUGUCACUUACUUUACCAUAAGCACUGUUGUCAGUAGUUUGAUUUGUUCACUUUCUGUCUAUAGAAACAUUCAGUCUUAACUUUUUAUGUUUCACGUAUUUAAAAGGAUUUAAUUAUUAUUUUUUCUAAGAUAAUAUACCUUAUAUUGAGCAGUGCUUUUAUUUUACCGCUCUGCUUCAUAAGGGAAUAGUAUGAGCAGCAGCAUAAUGUCGGUUUUGGUAUGAAACGCUUUAGAUAAAUCCGCUGCUGCUGCUGCUGCUGUUUGACACUACAGAAGCAGCGGCUUUCUGUUGACAACCAGGGUGUGAGGUUGACCUUUGACCUUCUGAACACCUAAAACUUGUCGUUUUCUGCAUGUUGCGUUUACAUCAAGCAUUGAGAAAGUAUUUUAAAUGUGUAUAUGAAUAGUUUUGUGUCUUUUCCAUCUGUUUCACCUUUGUUCUGUUCUCUUUUGUAAGAAGCGUUACGUUCUCCUCGAGGCCUCUGAGGCUGAUGUUGUCUUCUAAAGGUGGUCCUUCUCCUCCAUCUUUUUAAUUUAUCUUGUGCCUUACGAAACACGUGACCCAGAGAUGAUACUGUAUGCAUACGUGUUGGGAAAGAGGCAGCCGGAUGCUACAUGUGUCUGAAUGUCUCUUUGACGUCUUUCAAACUGAAUAAAGAGCUUUAAGCUGACAGAAGCACACA